Messenger RNA from Odobenus rosmarus divergens (Pacific walrus), 3804 nucleotides. It is a transcript of the gene ADAMTSL4, whose product is annotated as ADAMTS-like 4. Gene Ontology annotation, cellular component: extracellular matrix. NCBI's taxonomy places the organism in Eukaryota, Metazoa, Chordata, Mammalia, Carnivora, Odobenidae. Gene Ontology annotation, molecular function: metalloendopeptidase activity. Bases 1 to 3213 code for a protein of 1070 amino acids. The record is from RefSeq and is a predicted model, not a curated record. The transcript has 17 exons. Gene Ontology annotation, biological process: extracellular matrix organization.
AUGGAGAAGUGGGCGGGCAGGCCCCGGUUGUGUCUGAUGCUGCUUCUGUCCCUCCCUGAGCUCUGCCUGGAUCAGGAGGUGUUGUCUGGACACUCUCUUCAGACACCCCCUGAGGAGGGUCAGGGCCCUGAGGGUGUCUGGGGUCCUUGGGACCAGUGGGCCUCUUGCUCCCAGCCCUGUGGAGUUGGGGUGCAGCGCAGGAGCCGGACCUGUCAGCUCCCUACAGCUCAACUCCACCAGGGCCUGUCCUUCCCACCCCGGCCCCCAAGACAUCCAGAAGCCCUUCUACCCCGGGGUCAGAGCCCCAGACCUCAGACUUCCCGAGAAAUCCUCCCCCUGUACAAGCCACAGCCUCGGGGAAGAGGUGGCCCACGUCGAGGUCCUGCUUCCCAACUAGGGAGAGCAGAGACCCGGGAGAUUCCAGGAGCUCGGAGGUCCCGGGUUCGAGACUCCAUCAAGCCCGGAAUGUUUGGUUAUGGGAGAGUGCCCUUUGCUUUGCCACUGCAUCGGAAUCGCAGGCACCCUGGGGGGCCGCCCAGAGCUGAGCUCUCCCAGGCGUCAGAUCUUCCAUCCCUGACUCCAAGGACAGAACCAGCCUCCAUAAACCACACAGCUCAAACUCAGCUCCCUCCUACAGAACUUUCUGCCCACUCCCCACCACCCCCUGCAGAGCCCCCAAGCCCUGAAACUGCUCAGAUGGAGGUGCCCUCUAGAACCAGGCCUGCCCCCACACGGCCCCACCCCAGAGCCCAGGCCUCUGGCACAGAGCCCCCCUCAUCCAUCCCCUCCCCAGGAGAAAGUAGCUCCUUCCACGUGUCCCCUCAGCCAAGAACGCCAGAUUCCCAGGGUUGGGCCAGUCUCCGGGUGGACGAGAGGCACCCUAAUCCUUUCCUUUCUGUCCCUCGGGGCAGAGGCCACCAGAGCCAGGAGCACUGGAGACCUGGGGGGAAUCUUCAUGGGUCCCUCACGGAGUCUGCCUCCCACUACCCAGAUGGCUGGUUGCCUCUGCUGAGUGAUGGCCCCCACUCCAGUUCCCUCUGGAGCCUCUUUGCUCCCAGUAGCCCUGUCCCGAGAUGUUCUGGGGAGAGUGAGCAGCUGAGAGCCUGCAGCCAAGCGCCCUGCCCCCCUGAGCAGCCAGACCCCCGGGCCCUGCAGUGUGCAGCCUUUGACUCCCAGGAGUUCAUGGGCCAGCUGUACCAGUGGGAGCCCUUCACAGAAGUUCAGGGCUCCCAACGCUGUGAACUGAACUGUCGUCCCCGCGGCUUCCGUUUCUAUGUCCGUCACACGGAAAAGGUCCAGGAUGGGACCCUGUGUCAGCCUGGAGCCCUAGACAUCUGCGUGGCCGGCCGCUGUUUGAGCCCUGGCUGUGAUGGGAUCCUCGGCUCUGGCAGGCGUCCGGAUGGCUGUGGGGUCUGUGGAGGGGAUGAUUCCACCUGCCGCCUGGUCUCUGGCAACCUCACGGACCGGGGGGGCCCUCUGGGCUAUCAGAAGAUCCUGUCGAUUCCUGCUGGAGCCUCCCAGCUCCAGAUUGCCCAGCUCCGGCCCAGCUCCAACUAUCUCGCCCUUCGAGGCCCUGGGGGCCAGUCCAUCAUCAAUGGAAACUGGGCUGUGGAUCCCCCUGGGUCCUACUCAGCCAGCGGGACUGUCUUCCUGUACAACCGUCCUUCUCGAGAGGAAGGCAAGGGGGAGAGUCUGUCAGCCAGAGGCCCCACGACCCAGCCUGUGGAUGUCUACGUGAUCUUUCAGGAGGAAAACCCAGGCAUUUUUUAUCAGUAUGUUAUCUCCUCACUUCCUCCAAACCUUGAGAGCACCACCGCAGAGUCCCACCUCCCCCAGCUCCAGCCGGAGAUUUUGAGAGUAGAGCCCCCACCCGCUUCGAUGCCCCGCCCUGCCCGGACCCCAGGCACCCUCCAGCGUCAGGUGCGGAUCCCCCAGAUGCAUGCUCCACCCCAUCCCAGGACACCCCUGGGUUCUCCAACUGGAUACUGGAAGCGAGUGGGACACUCAGAGUGCUCAGCAUCCUGUGGAAAAGGUGUUUGGCGCCCCAUUUUCCUCUGCAUUUCUCGUGAGUCAGGGGAGGAACUGGAUGAACACAGCUGCGCCGUGGGCGCCAGGCCCCCAGCCCCCCUGGAGCCCUGCCAUGGUCCUCCAUGCCCCCCAUACUGGGAGGCGGGCGAGUGGACGUCGUGCAGCCGCUCCUGCGGCCCCGGCGCCCAGCACCGCCCGCUGCUCUGCCGGCAGGAGUUCGCGGGGGGCGGCUCCUCGGUGCCUCCCGAGCGCUGUGGACAUCUCCCUCGGCCCAGUGCCACCCAGCCGUGUCAGCUGCGCCUCUGUGGCCACUGGGAGGUUCGCUCCCCUUGGAGCCAGUGCUCAGUGCGGUGCGGGCGGGGUCAGAGGAGCCGGCAAGUCCGCUGCGUGGGCAACAAUGGUGACGAAGUGAGCGAGAGGGAGUGUGCGGCAGGCCCUCCGCGGCCCCCCAGCAGAGAGGCCUGUGACAUGGGGCCCUGUACCACAGCCUGGUUCCACAGCGAUUGGAGCUCCAAGUGCUCCGCCCAGUGUGGGACAGGAAUCCAGCGACGGUCUGUGGUCUGCCUUGGGAGUGGGGAGUCCCAUGGGGCGGGCCAGGAGGGAGCAGGAGCAGGGACCAGUGAGCAGAGCUGUGCACCGGGAAGCCGUCCCCCGGACAUGCGUGCCUGCAGCUUGGGACCCUGUGAGAGGACAUGGUGCUGGUACACGGGGCCCUGGACCGAGUGCUCCUCAGAAUGUGGCUCUGGCACGCAGCGUAGAGACAUCAUCUGUGUGUCCAAACUGGGUACUGAGUUCAACGUGACUUCUCCCAGCAACUGUUCCCACCUGCCCAGGCCCCCUGCCCUGCAGCCCUGUCAGGGGCAGGACUGCCAGGACCGAUGGUUUUCUACACCCUGGAGUCCGUGUUCUCGUUCCUGCCAGGGUGGUAUGCAGACGAGGGAGGUCCAGUGCCUGACCGCCAACCAGACCCUCAGCGUCCGGUGCCCUCCUCACCUGCGGCCCUCCAGGAAACAACCCUGUAACAGCCAACCCUGCAGCCAGCGCCCUGAUGAUCAAUGCAAGGACAGCUCUCCACAUUGCCCCCUGGUGGUACAGGCCCGUCUCUGCGUCUAUCCCUACUACACAGCCACCUGCUGCCGCUCUUGCGCCCAUGUCCUGGAGCGUUCUCCCCCAGAGCCUGCCUGAAAUGGGCCCAAGAGACCUUCUCCUCAUGGUUUCCUCGUGCCACCAUCAGUCACCCACCCAUCGGCCCACUCUGUACUCUCUGGCUCUCCAGCCCGCCCUAGUCUCAUCAGGGACGCCCCCUAGGGUGGUUGAAGGUGGCAAGGUGACUAUCAAGAUGUGUGGUUGGGUGUGUGUGUGGUGUGAUGGUGUGUGUGCACACACGCCCCCAGUGUGUAUCGGGGCCUGCAUGGAUGUUAUGUGCUCAUACACGUAUAUUACUUCCCCCCAAGAAGAAGUGAAACAGACUGAAGAGGAGUGGAGAGGGGACAAUGCCUGUUGCCCUGAGACUUUUCUAGGCUGAGAGGAAAGCAAGUUUGCAGCUCCUUAGUCAUGCAGACUGCCUAGCAACUGGCCCCCCCAUCGACCCCAACUUUGUGCCCUAAACUUCAGUUCUCAUGUUGAGGCCUCACCUCUUCUAAACCACCAUUAUCGUCUGACCGCUUCUCCCCACACUUAGUCUCUCUAUCCCUACCUCUCAUCAUCAGCUAGGGAUGAUGGGGGUCAGCCCCUGCCAAUCCUGCCUUACCCCAGGAAGAGAGGCUACCUCCCCAG